UGCCCCAUCCCUGCAGACAGCCGAGGUCAGGCUGGACGGGGCUCUGAGCACUGCUGGAGCAGUGGGUGUCCCUGUUAAUUACAGAGAAGUUGCACCAAGUGGCCUCUGAGGGUCCCUUCCAACUCAAACCAGUAACCACUUCUGAGAAAUGUGGGCUCCUGUGCAUGCAGGAGGAACGGUCCUCCAUCUACCCGCAGGCACUGCUGGGUCUUUGUUAGCAGCCUGCAUGGAGCACCUCUGCGUGUGCAGCUCUGUGCCCUGCAGACAGUCCCACUUGUAGCCUGGGCUGCCUGUGUGGGGAAUGGAGGUGGUGAGUUUGCAGUGGGAUGGGCAGCAACAUCUGCUCUCUGCCCAGCUGAGUGCAGCAGGUCUUUUUCUCCCUGCUUGAGUUGAGAGAUGCACGGCUUUGGCAGCUGCAGUGGGGCAUGGAGCAGUCAGGGCAGGAGAGUGUCUGUGUGAUGGGGAGAGCUCCAGUCCGUGGCUCCUGCAUGGGCUGAGGAUGUUCCAUAUGUCUCCAGGGCAUCUCUCUCCAUGCCACAUACGGGGUGCGGCUGGUUCCUCAGGUGGAUGGCUGCUGUCUUUGAGAGCACGUGUGUGUGUGUGUGUGUUGUUGCCAGCCAAGCACUUCCCAUACAACCUGGGACUGCCAGCCCUCUCCUCCCAGCCCUCUCCCAGACCCUGUGGCCUCUCUGCAGGGAGGUGAUGCUCACAGAGCCGAAGCUGCAGAUCCCACGCUUCUCAGCAGGAGAUGAGAACUUCAGAGCCAGUGCAGCAGAGCUUAACAAGCUGGAUGCAGUGGAUUUCCUAUUGCCCAGGGACGAGCUGUGUGCUGCCGUGUCAGUGGCACAGCUGUCCAGGUAGCACCGUGAUGUUAUCUUGUUCCAGCCCUCUGCUCACACUGUUUGCUUUGGUGGACUUUGUCUUGCAGCAAGAGGAAGCUCAAAGCCAGGAGGAGGUGAAAAUCUUCCGUGCCUUAAUCCUGGGGGAGCUGGAGAGGGGCCAGAGCCAGUUCCAAGCACUCUGCUUUGUCACACGGCUCCACCGCAACGAGAUCAUCCCCAGUGAGUCCAUGGCCAAGCUGCGACAGAAGAACCCCAGGACGGUGCGGCAGGCAGAGGAGGUGCGGGGCCUGGAGCAUCUCAGCAUGGACGUAGCUGUCAACUUCAGCAAAGGGGCCCAGCUGAGCUCUCACAUCCACAACGUCUGCGCAGAGGCCAAAGAAGCAAUUUAUACCCGAGAAGAAGAUGUCAAAUUUUGGCUGGAGAAAGGGAUGGACGGCUCCAUGUUCGAGGUCCUGCCACAGACAUCUGACCUGCCCGACCUGCAGCGCUGCAAGCUGUGCACGGACCGCUGGAAGCCGUGCAUCUGCAGCUACUCACUGAGCAUCGAGUGGUACCCGUGCAUGCUCAAGUACUGCAAGAGUCGUGAUGCUGCAGGCAAGGUUUCUUCCUACAAAUGUGGCAUCCGCAGCUGCCAGAAGGGCUACACCUUUGAUUACUACGUGCCGCAGAAGCAGCUCUGUCUCUGGGAUGAGGAGACCUAGCAGAGCUGGGCCAGGCCUCGUCAAGGAGUGGCUCGUCUGCCCUCCUGCUUGCAGUGCUGAGGGCCUCCUGGAGCUGGCUGCUCUGAAGAAGGAAUUUGGUUUGCAGCGAUGCCUUGUGCCAGGAGAGCUCUGUGAAUGUGCCUUUCUUUUGGCCCCCUGUGCCCCCGUCCUGAUGCUGCCUCGUGCUGUGAUCAGCAGGUGAUGCUGUCCUGCACGGCUUGCUGGCCUGAAGCAGCAGGAGGGCUGUGCCUUGCCCUGCUCUGGAGCUAGCAGGUGUGAAGGGGUCAGUUGUGAGCACCAUGGCUGCUUUGGGGCAGGGGGAGAAGCCAUCCCACAGAGCCGGAUUGUCCAACAUUUCUGCCACCAAAAGCCCUUUGCUGACUUUGCCACCUCCUGGUGAUUUGACAGCAUUUCCCAAUGGGAAAACAGCUGAGUUAUGGGACCACAAACCCUGAAUAAGGAAGGUGUGAAGCCCACCCAAAGCCUACCUGUAGCUUUCCUAGCAUCCAGCCACCUGCUAUGUCCUUCCUGUGGCUAUGAGGUGCUAUGGGGGGAUGCAUCCCAGCAAUUAUUUCCGCCCCAAAGGGCUGGUAAUGAGGGCUCUAACUCACCCCCACUUAGACUAGUGAAGGCCCAACUUUUUGUGUUGGUUCCAUGCCUCACCCACUGAGCAAGAAACAUCCAGAAAUGUGUGACUGCCAUCCUAACAGUGCACUAUAAGGCAGGGGCGAUCCCAGAUGAGCAUUGCAGAUAGGGGAAAACAGCAUUCUGCAUCUACGCCCAGCCUUGCAUCCUACUUCACAAGGAGCUCUUAGGCAGCCCGUGCUGCUUUGCUGUGCCUUGGUUUGCCCUGUGUGUGAGCAUGGAUGGUGCCAGAGCCAACCAUACACCUGGAGGGCAUUGGACAUAAAGUGCUGCAGAGCGCUGUGAGUUCUUCCACUCGACUCAGAACAAGCAGGGAGAAGACAGGGGCUCUUGGGGCUAUAGGGAAGCCCCGUGCCUCCUGCUGAGAAGCCUUUUAUCGUGUGCCUUUUUGCCUAACAUCCAGGAUUUUUUUUUUUUUUUUGACAAAAAAAAAGAAAGGAAAAAAAAAAUUGGUCACAAUUAUUUUUGUAUUGAUUACUUAAAGGGGAAGGGAGGGGAGGGAGAGAAGGGAAAGGUAUUUUAAUACUGCAACAUGAAGUAAGAUACACUUGAAUGAUUUUUUUUUUUUUUUAAAGAGAAAAGCAAUCCGAUUAUUUAUCAUUUGUAAGAUACAAUAAACUGAUUUUUUUGUUGUU
Molecule: messenger RNA, 2823 nt
Organism: Lagopus leucura (white-tailed ptarmigan)
Lineage: Eukaryota; Metazoa; Chordata; Aves; Galliformes; Phasianidae
Gene: OAF
Product: out at first homolog
Exons: 4
Coding region: 749-1543 (264 amino acids)
Source: RefSeq, a predicted model, not a curated record